AUGGAGAACAAAAGGAAGACUUUACUAUUGUUUGUUGUCAUAGCUGCAUUGCUAUUCUGCAUGCCAAAGGUGUCAUAUGCUGGUUCUAAUGUCAAGAUUCAAGCCCAAAACACCAAUUCUGAGGUGGUAAAAGGACCCCAUAGAAGGCUUUUGACAUUUGUGGACUGUGGAGCAAAGUGCAAGGUGAGGUGCAGUUUGCACUCAAGGCCAAAGAUUUGCACGAGAGCAUGCGGAACAUGUUGUUUAAGGUGCAAUUGUGUUCCUCCAGGCACUUACGGGAACAGAGAAAUGUGUGGCAAGUGUUACACUGACAUGAUUACUCAUGGCAACAAGCCCAAGUGCCCUUGA
Molecule: messenger RNA, 348 nt
Organism: Abrus precatorius (Indian licorice)
Lineage: Eukaryota; Viridiplantae; Streptophyta; Magnoliopsida; Fabales; Fabaceae
Product: gibberellin-regulated protein 1-like
Exons: 4
Coding region: 1-348 (115 amino acids)
Source: RefSeq, a predicted model, not a curated record